This is a messenger RNA of Prorocentrum cordatum, 1876 nucleotides long. NCBI's taxonomy places the organism in Eukaryota, Dinophyceae, Prorocentrales, Prorocentraceae. The record is from the annotation of a GenBank genome assembly.
GCCGCCUUGACUCGAGGUGCCGCGCGCUCCGAUCCCGCGGCUCGGCGCCGCAGUCGGACGGGCGCCGACGCGUUAUCUGCUCGCCGGGCACUCAUGAGCAAGGGUUCCCGAUCCUAAGCCCAGAUGGAUCGAAGUGGUAUCCAGAGGACCCAGGAGACAUUCGGACAAGUCGUGGCACAUCUAGCGCGAGUCGCGGGAUGUCGCGGGACCGCAGCAGCCGUUGAGCCCUUGGCGAGCCAUGGCGGGGUCAGCGAGGGCCGAGUUGGGCGCGGCGCUGGCGCUGCCCUCGUCCAGCGGCGCGUGCCCGCAGGCCCUUGUCCCAGACGAGGUGCAGCGCCACAGCGGGCUUGGCCAGAGCUAUCCGCUGGUUGCCGAGGGCGAGGAGGAAGCGCUGGCGCUGCCCUCCUCCAGCGACGCGAGCCCGCAGCCGCUGGUCCUGGACGAGGUGGAGCGCCACAACAAGCUGGGCCGGCGCUGCUCGCUGGUUGCCGGAACGUUGGCGGCCGCGCGGGAGUGCGCGCGGAGGUCGUGUUCCAGGCCUGCGAGGGCCGCGUGUCCGAGGACGAGCUGGCACGGCUCGCCAGGCUUCUGCCCGUCGGCGGGGCGCUCACGCGGGGUCAGUUCGACUACACGCUGCGCUGUGUGGUGGGCCACCGGGAGCCGCUGCCCAGCCGCGCGGGCUCAGCGGUGUUCCAGGCGGUGGGGCUUCUUGCAGUCGAGCGCCGUCCCCGGCAGGGGUUGGGCGCGGGCGUCGUGGACGCCGUGGGCGCGCCGCCGCCGCCGCCGCCCGGGCCCUGGCCGCGCCCGGCCGUGCCACUGGAGGGCUCCGCUGCGCACGCGCUCGAGAGCCUCGCCGCGAAAGCGGAGCGCCAUCGCCUCUUCGCAGACUGGCUGCUGUGCGAGUUCGGCGGCGCCGAGGGGCUGACUAGAGGCGAUCGGGGCCAGGAGGGCGGCUUCGUGCUGGAGGUGGCGGGAGGCCGCGGCAGGCUGGCGGAAGAGCUGUCGGCGAGGGGCGUCCCUGUGACCGUCGUGGACCCCAGGUGUGGCCCUGGGGAGGGUGCCCGGACGCACGCGGUCCCCGUGCACUUCGUCCGAGCAGCGUUCGAUGGCGACUGCGCGGUGCGCUUGGCCGAGGGGGCCUCCGCGGUCGUGGCGAUGCACCCCGACGAGGCCACCGAGGCGUCCAUCGACGCCGCCCUGGCCGCCGCGCUGCCCUUCGCGGUGGUGCCGUGCUGCGUGUUCCCGCGGCUUUUCCCCGCGAGGCGGCUCCGCGGCGGGCAGGGUGUCAGUGGCUACGCGGGCCUGCUGCGCUACCUGCGGGAGAAGGAGCCGCGGAUUCGUGCGGCGCGCCUGCAGUUCGAGGUCGGCACCACGCAUCCGAGGCCGGAAUUUAUACAUGAUCACCGCCUGGAGGAUCAGUUUUCGAGGGUGGAUAUGAAUAUAUUCGGGCCUGGGGGGCCAAAGUAUAUCCAUAUCCGCCGCCCGCUGGGGCACCAGGACGUCGGUUCCCAGGCGGUGGAUAUGGAUAAAUCUCCGCCUUUCAACCCAAGCAUGCUUCUAGGCCUCUUAGAUGGGGUCCGAGUAGAUGGGUCUGGGGGAUCGCGCCGCAUCGCUGGUGCAUCGCCGAUGCGGCUCGAUGUGGAGACCGUGUUUCCCCACGCCGGCGCCGCCGAUGCCCCGCCGAUGCAGCGCCGAUGCAUUGGCGAUGCGGCGCGAUCCUUCGACCCCAUCGUCUCGGACCCCAUCUAGGAGGCCUCUAAUUCUUGUGCCUUGCAGCCUUGGUUCCGGCGAGCAGGAGGGGCGGGGGUCGAGGUUCGAGGUGCGAGAGGGUUUCUGCCUGUCUCGGCCCCUAGGGGGGCAGUUCUCGGGGCCCGGG